GCAGAGCCGCGACCGUGUAGCGUAGCUCGGCCGGGAAUUACGUUAUUAUACGUCGAGCGCAUCGAGUCUCGGGCCAUGCUGCGCUCCUCGGGCGUAGCUGUCGCUUGCUUGCGCGUCGCGUGAACGCGUUUUAUCUCUCGUGCCGUGCUGCGCGAUGCCUUUGGGAUCGCGGAUUACGCCCCUGUGAUCGAUUAUUAUCUGAGGAGGGAUCGGAGGUGUACAAGAUCGUGGAAGUGCCUGGAUCCGUUUGAAGAGGCAGUUAUGAAGACGGAGAUAGAAGAUAUGACGAGCGAUGGCGUGUGCGAAGGCACCGGUCCGAAUCUUGCUACAGCCGAAAAUGCCGGCGGGUUGAUAGGGCCGGAAAUGUCGCCAAGCGUGAUGGAGUGCGGCGGAUGCGGAGAACGCGUCCGUGAGCGCACUGUUCUUUGCGUCGGCGGUCGAACUUGGCACUCGAGGUGCUUGAGGUGCUGUGCUUGUGCCAGGCCGCUACAUGAUCAGCAUUCCUGCUUCUUGAAGGGCAUGAGACUCUACUGCAGGCAUGACUACGCUCUAACUUUUGGCGCAAAGUGUGCGAAAUGUGGCCGAAGCGUGGGUGCCGGGGAUUGGGUGAGAAGAGCCAGGGAAAGGGUUUACCACUUGGCGUGUUUUGCAUGCGACGCCUGUUCUCGUCAACUUUCCACGGGCGAACAGUUCGCCCUCUUGGACGCCAGAUUGCUUUGCAAAGCUCACUACCUGGAUGUAGUCGAAGGCAACAACACUUCUUCCGAUGAAGGCGGUGACUCGGAGAGCGGGCACAAGAGCGGUAACAAGGCGAAGAGAGUGAGAACCACGUUCACGGAGGAACAGCUUUCUGUUCUCCAAGCGAAUUUUCAACUGGACAGCAAUCCGGACGGCCAAGACCUGGAGAGGAUAGCGCAUGUGACCGGACUCAGCAAAAGAGUUACGCAGGUUUGGUUCCAGAAUUCUAGGGCAAGGCAGAAGAAGCAUCUGCACACGGGCAAAAUGAAAGGGCAACACGUUCAUCAGUCACCACCAAAUUCUACCGCUUCCACAGGCGAUUUCAGUCGGCACAUCAAUUUACAUCUGACCUAUUCGUUUCAACAUCAACAGCAACACCAUCAUGGCCCCCAACCGCCGCAGCUGAGUCCAGCUACGUGCAAAAGCCCAACGCCAUCCCUCUAUCAUAAUCAUGGUCUACUCUCUAUCGCAACACCGUCAACUCUGUCUUCAGGCUCGGAACAAUCGAUGGACGAACUGUCGCAAGACUCGAUGAUGUUGUCGAUGCCGAACGAGGUUUAAUCGCCGAUGGAUUAGCCGCAUAUUGUAAAUAUUCUUUGUUUAAUCUUAAGGUUUCUUUCCCACGUUCAUGAAUUAUUCUUGGUGAACACGUUACUCAUUUCGACUUUAUUUCUUCCACCGACCAUAUAGAUAGAAUAUUAUUAUUAAUUAUUAUUAAUUAUUAUUAAUAUAGAGUAUUAUUGUUAUUCAUUAAAAUGUCGCGAUCGAAGCUUUGACUUUGAAAGGCACAAGCUUUUUCUCGAUAUUCGUUGAAAAAAAAUUGGCCAAGUAACACAGACGAUCCUUGUCCAUAUUUAUCCUUUACCAAAGAAGCGAAAGAAUAUUCUAUAUCUUCUACUUUUGUCCAACAUAUUCCAAUUUUUUUUUUUUU
Messenger RNA from Bombus huntii, 1669 nucleotides. It is a transcript of the gene Awh, whose product is annotated as LIM/homeobox protein Awh-like. Gene Ontology annotation, cellular component: nucleus. Bases 262 to 1299 code for a protein of 345 amino acids. The record is from RefSeq and is a predicted model, not a curated record. NCBI's taxonomy places the organism in Eukaryota, Metazoa, Arthropoda, Insecta, Hymenoptera, Apidae. The transcript has 6 exons. Gene Ontology annotation, biological process: regulation of transcription by RNA polymerase II; neuron differentiation. Gene Ontology annotation, molecular function: RNA polymerase II transcription regulatory region sequence-specific DNA binding; DNA-binding transcription factor activity, RNA polymerase II-specific.